This is a messenger RNA of Myripristis murdjan (pinecone soldierfish), 2440 nucleotides long. RefSeq names its product poly(rC)-binding protein 4-like. Gene Ontology annotation, molecular function: RNA binding. The transcript is spliced from 14 exons. Bases 514 to 1878 code for a protein of 454 amino acids. Lineage: Eukaryota; Metazoa; Chordata; Actinopteri; Holocentriformes; Holocentridae. The record is from RefSeq and is a predicted model, not a curated record.
GCGCCGAAGCUCAAUGAUCCUGAAUGUGUCAAUUUGCGAUGCGACGCGCAGAGAGCAGCGUGAUGUGCUCCAAGUAGAAGUCCUGUGGGGACUGGAUCACACCAGAGGGGCGAGGCGGGCACACUGGAGCCUUGUGGGCGCCUGUUAGGACAAUUCAGCAAUAGAUUUUUUACCCAGAGAGCAAGCGGCUCUCUCUUGGCUGCCGUGCUUAAUGGUGAUCAGGGUGAGCAGGGUGGUCUCCGUCUCCAUCAGUCUCUCUCCCCUCCACAGCGCACAGGCGCCCUGCACUCCUGUCUGCUGACACGCCGGUAGCAGAGUCCGCACACCACGUCCGUAUCAUUGGACUCUAUGUGGAUACAAAGCCAGGGGAACACAGAUCCAUGGGGAUACUUUAGUAGGAAUUGUAGCCUUCGACCUUUACAUGAAAACAGUGCAGCACUGAAGGAUUUGGGCGAUCCAGAGAGCCAGUACUGGCCUUCAUUUGACUGCGUGACCAGCGGAUGAGCAUUGUUCAUGCGUCUCCCUGAGUGCCACUCCCACAUAACUAUGAACUGUGAGCAGGACUUUGGAGAUGGGGGCUUGGGAGUGACCCUCACGCUUCGACUGCUCAUGCACGGAAAGGAGGUUGGCAGCAUCAUAGGAAAGAAAGGAGAGACUGUGAAAAGAAUACGAGAGGAGAGCAGCGCACGGGUCAACAUCUCAGAGGGCUCCUGUCCAGAGAGGAUCAUCACCAUCACGGGCUCCACAGACAGUGUCUUCAGAGCCUUCACAAUGAUCACAUACAAAUUAGAGGAGGACCUGACUGCACUCGUGGCCAACGGCACCAUCACCUCCAAGCCACCAGUCACCUUGCGGCUGGUCAUCCCUGCCAGCCAAUGUGGCUCUCUCAUUGGGAAGGGAGGGGCCAAGAUCAAGGAGAUCAGAGAGAGCACCGGAGCUCAGAUACAGGUGGCAGGGGAUUUGCUGCCCAACUCUACUGAGCGGGGGGUGACGAUAUCUGGGAGUCAGGACUCGGUAAUCCAGUGUGUCAAGCUCAUCUGCACAGUAAUCCUGGAGUCUCCCCCGAAGGGUGCCACCAUCCCCUACCGGCCAAGCCCUUCACCAGCUGCCCUCCUCAUCUCGGGGAAUCAGGUGUUUGAGGCAUCAGAGUUUGCACCCCACCCUCUGUACUCAGUCACGCAGGGUGGCCUCGACCUCCAGCAGGCCUACACUGUGCAAAACCAAUAUGGCAUUCCACACUCAGAGUUGGCCAAGCUACAUCAACUGUCAAUGCAGCAAAGCCUCAGUCCAAUUGCCCAGCCUGCUUCAACUCUCAUACCUGGGAUGGACUCGAACUCUCAGACAUCUCAGGAGCUGCUUAUUCCCAAUGAUCUGAUAGGCUCAAUCAUCGGCCGUCAGGGCACUAAGAUCAAUGAGAUCAGGCAGGUGUCAGGAGCUCAGAUCAAGAUUGGCAGCCAGCUGGACGGCACCAGUGACCGUCAUGUCAUCAUCACAGGAACACCGAUCAGCAUCAACUUGGCCCAGUACCUCAUCACCUCCUGUUUAGAGACAGCCAAAUCCACAGCCCAGGCAGCCACCAUGGCCACUCCAGUCGACCUCAACAUGGCCUUCACCCAGCCAGCCUCCCCAGUUGCCUCUCCAACUCCCACCCUGGCAGCCAUGGGUGCCCUCACCCCAGCUCAUGUCCUGGGCGCCCCCUACGGUGCCAUGCCGCUCUCCGGCCUGCUAGGAGUGAAGUCCGUUCCCUUCCUGACUCUGUCCAGCCCCGCCCCCACCGUGGCCGUCACCGCAGCUCCCACUCUGGCUGCUUACACCACCAAAAUCUCCUCAGCCAACUGCAUCAAAAAGCCUGAGAGACAGAAGUUUGCUCCCUACUGAUGUAGCCUCUGCGUCUCCGUGUCCGGAGAGUCAGAUGAAGGACAGUCAUUCAGUGUUCUUCUACAAACGCCUGAUGUAGCCAUAUCCGCUGGCAGAGAUUCUCUUGACUUUACUCUAUGAUGCACCAACAGAGAAGAGACCAAUGGAGAUUUGGAAAACAGCUAUUCUAAGUUAUUCACAUAUAUAGAUAAGUUGUGAGUUUCCCAUGAAUUGAUGGACUGCUUUCACUUUCACCUCAUCACUGUUAAUGAUCACUAAUGCAGGGCUGGAACCUCACCUGAGAAACACAUGUGGUUUAAAAAACGCACGGUGGUUUUACAUGUGUAUCUCAAGUCAGAGAGCAGCCAGAAGUAUUUAUCCUUCCGUAAAUUUGUAAAUUAUACUCAAAUGCUCUACUGUAUGAUGCUUUUAUACAAUGUCUAUGUUUGCCUCUUGAAGUUUUUAAGAAAAUUUGUAAAUGUUUGGGGUGGGGGGGUUGUUUUUUAAUAAUUUAUGCUAAGGUACUGUACUGUUCUGUACUGUUCAGUGUUAUGUUUGUUUUGUUGGAUGAUUUCAUUUAAAA